AUGCUUGAUAAUUGGUACAUUUCACACACUAAUUAAUAGUGAUUCCAUCCGAAAAGGCUUGUUAUACAACUCAGCCAUGGGAGAACACAUAGAGGAUGAAGUUGUAGCAUCUUUCGAACAGAAAAGGGGAAUCAAUUAUCAACAUGAAUACAUGAGACUCUACAUAGCAAAUGUAGUUUUGACUCAAUAACUGAAAGAGCUACUAUAGGAGAAAGGGGAUUUGAUUUCCAAAAUAAAUAGAUUAGAAGUAUCACACAGCCAAUAAUAUUUAGGAGACAGAAAUUUGCAAGACUAAUUCAAGGAAAUAGGACUAUGAAGAUUCGAAGAAAAUAGAACAACCAAGCAAAAAACAAAUAGGUACCUCAACUAUAAUUAUCAUUAGUGCAGAGGGUUCAACUAAAUAUAAUGAUGAAAAUGUUGUACACAAUCAUCAAUAUUAAACUCGAAAAUUAAUUAAAAAAAAUUGAAAUUUUAAACAUGUUUA
Messenger RNA from Paramecium octaurelia, 484 nucleotides. Lineage: Eukaryota; Ciliophora; Oligohymenophorea; Peniculida; Parameciidae. The record is from the annotation of a GenBank genome assembly.